AAAAUUCUUUAUUAGGGUCAUUCCAUGUCAAUUCACCGAGGCCAUGUCACCCACCAUCUCAGAUUUUGCCAAUUUUCAUAUAUCAUGUGCCAACUGAUAAGAAUAGCUCAUUCUGAAAAUUUCAGACCAUUAUCUUUAGUACUUUUUGAGAUAUCCGUAUUUGAAUUUUCAAGAAUUUUGUGGUAAAAUUACCAAAAUCCGCCAUCUUGGAUUUUCAUACAGAGGACAACUAAAAACUAAAUUCUAAUAUCUGAAAAGAAAAUGACCAGAACAUAUCAAAAUGAACUUAUUUAUGUAAAUUCAGCUAUGAGGAAUUCAAAAAUGACAUCAAAAUGAAUAUCUGACAGAUCUGAAAGAUUCUAUUUAUAGAAAUCUCAGCAGGGAUUGAAAAAUUGAAAGAUUCCGAAAAUACAAUUGUGUAAAAUUUCAUUUUGGAAUUUCAUGAUGUUUGACAGGUAGCACCAGAAUGAAUUUUUGCAGUUAAAUUUGAGGUACAUUGAGGUACCAAAUCAUUGAAUUUUGACUUGGUGUCUCUUCUUGUUCAAGAGCUAUAAGCAGCUAAAGUAAACUGAAAAUAUUGUCAAAUUUCUUGUGCGAAAGUUCCUUUUUUAAUGUAAUGUGUAUGUUUGUAGACAUAAAACUAGCAAUAUUUGAAGUUCAAUCAACUCAUUCUGUGUACACAACUAGCAAAGCAUUCAUAUAAAUUGAAGAUUUGUUAUCUAUCACUUUUUUACAGUGGAUAAUGUACAGUGGACCACACCCACUUAUGGGUGCGGCAAAAUAGAACACCAUGGAAAGGCUGUAUUACUUAAGAAAUUUUCAGACUUUACUCGAAAAGGUUGCAAAUAAACACUUUUUCCUUGAAGCUACAAGAAAUCAAAAGCACAAAAUCUUUUUGAUAGUGCUGAAGGUAAAAAGUUUGUAGAAACAGGUAUAAAAUUACAGUCUAAUUUAAUUUUAUCUUGAAUACAUGAAUAUACCAAACCGUAAGUUUUUCAAAAGUGUCCAAGUUCUUAUUGGCUCAUUUUCGUAAGAAAAAAAUAAUGUCUUACAGGCUCGUCAUUAUUUCAUUGAUUUUGUGAGAUCUUUGUCUGCCAUUUUAUAUUGUCGCCCAGUUGCUGUUAAGGGUGUUUCUAUGUAACUAGAAAUGGUAGAAUAUGUCAUUUCGAACUAAACAAAAUGUUAGCAGAUAUGUUAGCCUAAUUUUCUAUUGCUUAUCAGUUUUGUUGUGUUGCAGAAAGUUGGCUAUCUCCACCUAUAAAUCUUUUCAUAAAAUGGCGGCAAUAUUCGUUGUUGACGGGAACUUAACUACAAUAUUGCUUAAUAGAUGCUAUCAGUAAUUGUAUCUUAUUGAUGUUUAAAUUGAGUUAAAAUUUUAAAACAUAAUUUCUAAAUUAUUCAGUGUUGCAAAUGAAAUAUUGCUUAGUGUUGAAAAGCUACGACGAAUAAAAUUGCUUGAUUUACGGACCUUGAAAAAUCACGUCAGUGAAACAUAAUCUUAGUAUCCGCUUAUGGUGGUAAAGUGAUAAUUAUCAGCAUGAUGGAAUCUGCAAGCAUCAGUUUGUAACCAGUUAGUGCUUCCUUAUUUCCAUUCAAAACGGAAAUGAGGUCUCCGAACUCCCGUAGGUAAGGUAAAAGAAACAUAAUUAUUUGCAAGAGCUGACUUGCUCAUAUUGUUUUGUCAAGUUUCAGUAACGAGAGGCAGAAAGAUUUCUAUCGCGUUUGAAAAAAUGUCUGUAAGUAAGUUUCUGGAAAAGUGUUCAAUUGGCAGUCAUCUGCAAGAAGAGUGUCACUCUCGGUUCUACACAAGAUCAGUUGGGAUAAAAACAAACAACUCUUUGACUAAAGAGCAAGCGGAGUUAAUUUCUUUAAGAACAGGUCUGGAAAUAGGACCCGAAUUUACAAUUUGUCACCAUCACGAACAAACAAUUUUAACGCAGUACGGCGCUUUUCAGAAAAAGUGCUGCGACCCCUUCCAAAAGCACAAGAAUCCUGUUAAAGGCUCUUUGAGGGAAGUGUCAAUAGCUUCUUCGAAAAGCUAUCAUAAAAUCAAUAUUUACGUGGUACCUGGACAAAAGUUAUGCCCAACUUGUCGGAGAGAGAUGUCUGAAAGAUUGAAAACCUCAGAAGGGAAUGAUGAUGAUAAUGAUCCAGAUGUAUGCUUUCCGGAAAGAGCUUGGAAACAACAGAAAGAAGACCUUGACAUAACUCUUGAAGAUAUUGACGUUAGUCCGAUAAAGCUGCAUUCUGUUCCGAAGCAUUCAAGAGCUUCUUAUGGCAAACGCAAACUCGACCAAGUAAAAGCCAAACUGACCGAAAAGCAAUCAAAAAUCUUAAAUGUUGUUGCAGAAACUAUCGACGUCAUUCCCGAUCAACUGAUGGACAGUGAAGAAGCUGAAAGCGAUUAUUGUGAGACUGAAAGAAAGGCAAAGGAUUUUGACGAAAUAAUCAGUUUAAUGAAGGACAAAAUACGAAUUUCGGAAAGAAGUAAGAAAAUUCAAAUUCUUACACUUGCCCCAUUAUCAUGGUCUGUCCAAAAGGUUAUGGAAGAGUUCGGUGUAACAGAGUAUAUGGUUAGACAAGCACGUGACGUUACCCUCCAGAAAGGUAUUCUAGAGUUACCAACCCGAAAAAAAGGUAAGGCUUUACCAGAUGAUGUGCAGAAGAUGGUAACUAAUUUUUAUUCAGAUGAUGAAUACAGCAGACAGAUGCCAGGCAAAAAGGAUUUUGUGAGCAUAAAAAGGAAUGUCCAUAUGCAGAAACGGCUUCUUCUUUGUGACUUGAAGGAACUUUAUGCAGCAUUCCAUACACACAAUCCUGGAAUAAAAGUAGGCUUUUCUAAAUUUUGUUCUUUACGACCUAAAUGGUGUGUUUUGGCUGGGUCUCCAGGGACAAAAUCAGUGUGUGUUUGCACAAUCCAUCAAAAUGUAACACUUCUCCUUGACGCUGUCAAUUUAGAAAAAGAUCGUCACCAGUUAAUAGAUAUGGUUGUUUGUAACCAAGAGUCAAAAGAGUGCAUGAUUCAUCGUUGUAUCAACUGCCCGUCUAGAUCAGAUUUGGAGGACUACCUCAAUGAACAACUUUUGCCGGAAUUUGUUGAAGAAACAAUUGAAUUCUAUCAAUGGACCAGUACAGAUCGUUCUGAACUUCUAAGGCAAUGCCUUUCUUUAAAUGAGUUUAUUCUGUUGCUAGUCGAAAAAUUAAAUGAACUUACAUCCCACUCUUUUAUAGCGAAAGCUCAAUCGAAGUAUUUGAAACAUUGUAAAGAGAAUUUGAAGGAUGAUGAAACCGUUGUUCUUCUGGACUUUGCAGAAAACUAUAGAUUUGUAAUCCAGGACGAGAUCCAGUCUUAUCACUGGAACCAGCAGUCUUGCUCCUUACACCCGGUGGUUAUAUACUUUCGCAGCAACAGUAUUCUUUCAGAAAAAUCAUUAUGUUUUAUAUCAAAUGAUUUGAACCAUGACACUAGUUUCGUGUACCAUGUGGUAAAAGAAACGAUAAGUAUUAUAAAACAAAGUAUACCUGCCGCAAUUAGCAAAAUAUUUUAUUUUUCCGACGGGUGUGCAGCCCAGUAUAAAAACUGCAAAAACUUUGUGAAUGUCUGCAAUCACUCAAAAGAUUUUGGCAUAGAAUGCAGUUGGUCCUUUUUUGCAACAAGUCACGGCAAGUCCCCUUGUGACGGUAUAGGAGGGGCAAUAAAAAGAUCAGCCGCUAGAGCAAGUCUUCAGCGACCCCUCUCUGAUCAAAUUUUAACGGCUCAACAAAUGUACGAAUAUUGCAAGGAGCAAGUGAUAAACGUACAGGCUGUUUUUCUUUCUGAGGGCCAAAUCGAAGCCACAAGAAGUUUUCUAAAGCUACGAUUCGAAAGUGCAAACACGCUACCAGGAACUAGACGAUUCCAUCAUUUUGAGCCACUGUCAGAUAAGCUGAUAGGAGCUAAGCGAGUCUCUAUAGACAAGACGUAUGCACUGCAAUUUGAUUUGGUCCUGGGAAAAAACAAAACAAAAGCGAAACCAAAUUUACAGCCAAAGACAGCCAAUUUUGUUGUUUGUUUCUAUGAUGAUCAACUUUGGAUUGGUCUUGUAGAGGAAGAAAACAAAGAAAAUGAAGAUUUUAAAAUCAAAUUCAUGCAUCCACAUUUGCCAUCCAGGUCUUACAGCUGGCCUGAGCAAGACGAUACCUGCUUUGUCCCUUCAUUGAAUAUUGCUGCCAUCAUAGAAACACCCUUCACAGCAACUGGGCGACAAUAUAAAAUUGCAGAUAAAGAUCUCACGAAAAUCAAUGAAAUAAUGACGAGCCUGUGAGACAUUACUUUUUUCUUACGAAAAUGAGCCAAUAAGAACUUGGACACUUUUGAAAAACUUACGAUUUGGUAUAUUCAUGUAUUCAAGAUGAAAUUAAAUUAGACUGUAAUUUUAUACCUGUUUCUACAAACUUUUUACCUUCAGCACUAUCAAAAAGAUUUUGUGCUUUUGAUUUCUUGUAGCUUCAAGGAAAAAGUGUUUAUUUGCAACCUUUUCGAGUAAAGUCUGAAUAUUUCUUAAGUAAUACAGCCUUUCCAUGGUGUUCUAUUUUGCCGCACCCAUAAGUGGGUGUGGUCCACUGUACAUUAUCCACUGUAAAAAAGUGAUAGAUAACAAAUCUUCAAUUUAUAUGAAUGUUUUGCUAGUUGUGUACACAGAAUGAGUUGAUUGAACUUCAAAUAUUGCUAGUUUUAUGUCUACAAACAUACACAUUACAUUAAAAAAGGAACUUUCGCACAAGAAAUUUGACAAUAUUUUCAGUUUACUUUAGCUGCUUAUAGCUCUUGAACAAGAAGAGACACCAAGUCAAAAUUCAAUGAUUUGGUACCUCAAUGUACCUCAAAUUUAACUGCAAAAAUUCAUUCUGGUGCUACCUGUCAAACAUCAUGAAAUUCCAAAAUGAAAUUUUACACAAUUGUAUUUUCGGAAUCUUUCAAUUUUUCAAUCCCUGCUGAGAUUUCUAUAAAUAGAAUCUUUCAGAUCUGUCAGAUAUUCAUUUUGAUGUCCUUUUUGAAUUCCUCAUAGCUGAAUUUACAUAAAUAAGUUCAUUUUGAUAUGUUCUGGUCAUUUUCUUUUCAGAUAUUAGAAUUUAGUUUUUAGUUGUCCUCUGUAUGAAAAUCAAAGAUGGCGGAUUUUGGUAAUUUUACCACAAAAUUCUUGAAAAUUAAAAUACGGAUAUUUAAAAAAGCACUAAAGAUAAUGGUCUGAAAUUUUCAGAAUGAGCUAUUCUUAUCAGUUGGCACAUGAUAUAUGAAAAUUGGCAAAAUCUGAGAUGGUGGGUGACAUUUCCAUUUUUUUCUUGGUGAUUUGACAUGGAAUGACCCAUUAGGAAAACUAUGUCCAAUAAUUUUUGUCGUUAGGUUUACCGUAUUAUGAUUUUGGAAAUUAUUUAUAUGAAACACUUGAAUCUUUUAGCAAGGAACAAUCAACAAGACAGCAUUUUCAAGAUGCUACAAAGAGUGGGAAUAUUUUCAAUUUCAAGUUUGCCAAAUGGAAAUGAAUGAUAUUGACAGAAACUACAAGUUUUACAGAUACAAAGGUUCUUAGGCUCUCAAAAAUAAAUCUAGCAGCUUGACAUUCAUCUUACUCAUUAUAACACUUGCAACAGGUAGCCCUUUCUUCUAAUUUGAUGUAAAAAUUGUGGCUGCAACACAUGGUAUAUCAUCUACCAUUACCAAAUCAUCUUGGUUACAGGCAAAGUAUUUUGCUUUGCACAGUUUGACAUUUAGAGUAAUUAUCAUCGAUUACUAAAAGGUGUUGGCUGUUAGGAUCUUGCAAUUUCUACCCUUCCUUCAUUUAGGCAAAGAAGGACAUCCUAUUACAAAGGUGCAUUCUUUUGUGAUAAUAAAGAAGAUGAUGAUGCUUUGCAAGGAAUUUACCGUGACUCUCAAACUGGGUGGCUGCUGACCACCGAGAGCAGUCUAUUUGGCUUAAUGUUUUCGAAGGCAGCACAAAAUCAGUCACAAAAGUUCAAGAACCUUGAUGAAACUGGAAUCGAUAUGAUUUCUUGCCGCCAUAGAAUCGCACAGAAGGCCGUUAAUAUGUUUAGAGGUGAGCUGUUCAGCUACAGCUAUUUCUUGGAGGAGAAUACUCUUGCAGACUGUGGUUCCAGCAUCCUCUAUACAGAUGUGGCUUGCAAGUACUUGAAGUUUGUAAGGAAAAUAGACAAGGCGCUUUUUAAGAGCAGAAAGUAUGAAAUGGAAUGGUGCAUGUCAAGGACCAUCCAGCCAACUGUGAGGUAAACAAAUCCAUUAAGUUUUAUUAUGAGUGUCAACAAACGUUUGUCUCCAAAAAUUUAGCCAAAAGAAAUGACUGAUUUCUAUACACAUCAUGCUUGGUGCUCCUUUUUCACAAGUUGCAUCAGACCAAUAACAGUCCAAAGCAUACAGACAAGACCUUCUGGUGUAGCAUGGCGCAUAGCUGUUCUCAUCUUGCUACUGUCACCUGAUUACUGUUUAUGUCUUAUAUUGCUUUGAUUCGCCUUGCUAAUUGUUGUUGUGAUCUGUUAGGUACUUUUUGGCGGUUUAUGGAUGAGGGAUGCGGGUUAUACUCCUUGAGAAGACGAACAAAUCUUCAGUUACCUAUGUUACAAAUCUUCAGUUGCUGCCAGAACGUAUGUAUCCCCUGGUAGCUUCUGCGUCCCUUGAAUCGUUUUUAAGUUAUUUGCAACGAUUUUACCAUACAGAUAAGUUUGGUUUAUCUGUUUCGGGAAUGGUAGCACCUAAGAGAAUUGUUGUUUAAAAGCAGUUGGUUUACUGUACUUUGAAUGUCUAGUAUCGCGGUCUCUGGGACUCGAAGUUUAAUGUCUUGUAAUGAUCUUUUAUAUAAUUUAUAACAUGUAAUAUAUAUUAUAUAAUGGAUAAUAUAUAAUAUAUAACUUGUUUAGGCGUACUAGAUAAAAGUCUAAUAGCUAUAAAGAGGCUAAUAAAGCCAACUAUCGAUGAAGAAUUAGCAUAAAAUGAAUAUAUGGUACAGUGUUAAAAAAUGUUUAAGGAAUAAUAUUCUAAAUAGAACCUAACAAAGCAAUAAAUAUUCUUUAACUGUGAGGUAGUCUUCGCAUUUCGCUUCAGAAUAUUCAAGACUGGCCUUCACUUCGGCUACAUCUUUUUUAAUUAAUCUCAUUUCCUGUUUCAUCUCAUCAAGAAUAAGUUUGAAUGCGUUAGUAUCAGCACUAAGCAGAAGACUGUGUAUGCAAAAGUUUGUGAACCAAUACAAUGUAAGAGUCAUCACUUGGAAAUUUAGGCCUGUUAGGCCAUGCACAUGCUGAAACGUCCCAAAUUGAAACCGAGGAUAAUUAUGAAACUGAACUGUUUAUUUAAGAAAAAUGUGUAUUGUUCCAGAAAUAGCAGAAUGGGGCUUAAUAAUAGAACAUAGAGCAGUAGUUGAUGAAGAAGGCACAACAAACCAGUCUCGCCGACAACGUUAUUCACACAAGCUUCUUGAUUCAAUUGAAUCAAGAAGCUUGGGUGAUUAGUUGGUCUUGUCAAGCUGCUUGCAUGGCAAGACCAGGUUUCUACUUGACAUUUAUUUUGCCCUCUGUGCCCUUUAACAGUUGGAGUUGAUGAUAUGGUCUAUUUCAUAUCAAAUCCACUUUUGUUCGAUUAGGCUUACCUUAGAUUUUGAUGAAAUGUGGAAAUUUUUGUGAAAUUUAGGAAGGACAGGAUUUAGUUAUUCUAAACGAGGAGGCUACAAUUGCAUUGUGCAGGCAACAUAGGCUGCUUUCAACAGAACAAGAGUGUGAUGUACGCCAGGUACCUUUUAGAGAAGGUCUGUACAGACGCAGCAUUGAUGGCGUCAUUUGGAGAUGUCCAAAUUAUAGAAAAACGAUAAACAUCCGAAAAGGCAGCUUUUUCGAGGGCUGGCAUUUGAAGCUGUGGCAGGUUGACAUACCUGUCGGCUACAUAUGCAGGAUGCUCGAGGGGGCUUUCUGUCUUGCAGACGACGAGGGAGCUUAAAAUAAAGUGGAGGGCACACAAUUGUUGACUAGAAUCAGUUUUGUCGAGACGUGGCUGUCAGCCUUUUGUGAACCACCCAGGGGGUCUAAGGGGAAAUGAACACAUUGUUUGUGCGAAGAAAUUACGAGCAUGGCCACCUACACGGAUACUGGGCGGGUAUGAGGAAGAUACAAAGAAAGGGUUACUGGUACCGGUCCCUGCAAGCGACCAAGCUACAUUACUGCCGAUCAUCCAGCAGUGGGUGGAACCCAACACAAUGAUAUGGACUGAUAUGUCUGCAGCAUAUCCGAACCUGCCACAGCUUGGGUUGCUAAACAUUGCUAAAUGGCUAGACAAUAACAGAUUGAUAAUAAACUUGAAAAAAGGGAAAACUGAAUAAAUGCUGUUUGGAACUGCAAAAAGACUUUAUUCACAAAGCAAUUUGAGAGUCUGAUACAAAGAACAUCUCAUUAAUUUUGUAAGUAGAUAUAAGUAUUUUGGAAGUGACAAUGAAUCCAUCACUUAACAUGAAUGACCAUCUUCAAAAGACUCUAUAGAGCGUGGCUGUUUGAUUAAGGCUCUUGUAGAAAGUGAGACAUUAUCUAUCAACUUCUGCAGCUGAAUCAGUUUACAAAGCUAUUGUUGCCCCUAACAUACUAUAUUGUUCAACUCCUGUGCUCGAAGUGUCUGACACACGAUGGGGAACAAAUAUGAACACAAUUUGCAAAGGAGCACAAUUUAGAUCAUCAAAAACCAGCCAAAGGGCAGCAAAGAAUGUGGGCUCAUGAGCAUUCAAGAUCAUAAGAAAUUCAAGGCAGCGAUACAGAUCUUUAGAUGCCUGCAAGAAACAGCCAUAUCAAAUCUUGCGUCAUAUAUCCAGAAAGUGGGCCACAAUUAUAACACAAGAGAAAGUUCAUCAACCCUCUGCCUUCCAAAGGUCUGAACGAAUGCUGCAAAAAAGUCAUUUCGUUUCCAAGGCUCUUCUUGCUUCAAUGACAUCCCAAUUGGCAUCCGCUAUUAAACAUCAAUUGUUCAAUUCAAACAUCGAUUAAAAGAACAUUUCUUUAGCAACUAGUUCACUUCAGAUCCACUAAAAAUGAUUUUUAUCCUUUAUUACUUUCAUUGUUAGCUUUUCAUUUUUAACUUCUAUCAUUUCUAUUGUUAUUAUUAUUGUUGUUAUUAUUGAAACAGAAAAACACUGUAAAAAUUGUACAGAUGGGCCUAUAUCCCUAUCAUAUAUCUCCAUCUGUAAUUAUAACAAACUGAAAUAGGUGAUAUUUCAAUGGUCAUAGAAUGUAGAACAAAUAAAUCACAUUUCACAGCAGAUAUGUCAACAGAAAGUACCCAAGGCCAAACUGUGAUAUUUUAGAAAUUUACAAAUCAGUAACCACAACAAUAUAUUAUCAUAAUCAUCAAUGUUGCCUGUUUAACCUCUCUUUCAAAUAUGAGUAAUCAGACUAGUCUGAAAAAUGUUUUGUACAAUUAUUUAAGUUGCAAUUUGAUCAUAAUUGAUAGAAAAAAGCUUAAAGGUUCCACCAACUCAAGCUCAGCCUAAAUGUUCAGUGAUUCUGUGUUGUUACUGGAUUCUAGAGUCAAAAGCUAUGUUGUGCACCAAAGAAAAUAUAGUUUGCCACUGCAAAUUCUAGCAUCGAAAAUCUUGUCCAGUUACAAUAAGGCAAAGUCUAUAGAUAUUUCUUUUUGUUGAUGUUGUGGGGAACUUGUGUUUCCUUAGAAUUAUUCCUGUGUCCUUUCGAUCUUCAUUCGAGAAUAUUCAAAAAACUUAGUAUUGCUUACGUAAGUUAAUUCUAUUCUUAUCAUAUUGUAUUACAUCACGUCAUAAUCAAAUGUUCCACAAUUUUCUACGGAGUUCUUAAUUAUCAAAACUAGACUAAUUCACAGUUCCAGGUUGUCUGGGACUAAUCAAUACUCGGAAAACAAAGUUUGGAAAAGUCAAUGAUAAAUACGAUUUACAUUAAGUCAGUGAUCAAAAUUAAUUCCCUCCUUGGGUGGCAAUGCUCUCCCUUGUGCCUCUGGACUACUGGGAUCUUAACAAAGCUAGAUGAUCAACGGUAGCAUUAGAACACACAAAAGCAGUAGACAAUUUUCUUAUCAAUGAAAUUUUCGUUUUACUGGUAUUUAUGCCUAGGAAAGAGGUUUCUGCACAGCUAUCAAAAUAUUGCACAGCAGCUUAACAAGGUGAUACGUUGAAUGUUUAACGUUUUCAAAAGGGAGGGGCCCACUUUACAUCAAUUCAUUUUUUGGUGUGAGAAUGGAUUUGACUCUUUACACGGCAUACUAUCAGCAGUCCAGUCACUGUUCCAGUGCAUUUCUUCAACCUCGCCAAUUUGGUCUUAUUGCCCACCAAUAGAUAAAGUAUUUGCAGUUUCUUGUGCAAUUUGUCUAGCAAGUCAAGUAGGAAAAAAUCUGGUUCAACAGAAUGCUUCAGUUAUUUUCAAUGCCCUGUCAGUUGUCAAUUCAUCGAAGAUGCAAUCCCAGUGGAAAUAGCUCCUGCAUGAAAUGAAAGAAUUCAGCUCAAUAAAAUUGACAAAAGCUAAGCACAAAAUACUUUCCAUGCAGGCCUAAGCUCUGUGAUAGAAGAAUUAUGAAGAAAUACGCUGUGAAAGAGAAAAUACACUCUAAGUGCAUGGAUAAAGAUAAACAAAAUAAUCUUGUUAACUGUUCCAUGGGUUGCAAAGGGCAACAGCUCAUGCCUGGGAUAUUUACUUUUUAUUGCAAACACGACAGGUGCUCUUUUUUUAAUUAUUUUAAAACCUUAAGCGCCAAAACAUGUAGAAACACGGAGUCAUAGAAUUGACAUUUUUAAAUUUUGACAAAUUCUGCACUGGUGUAGUUUACAAACAUAAACUAGCAAAUGCAACUAAAAAUUUGCUAUUUGGUUUUAAGUUUCAAGUGAAGGAGUUCCUACAGCCUUACACCAGUUUAAAUGAUGAGCGGUUCCACUGGCUUGAAAAUGUAUUUUUGAAACACUUGUCAGAUUGGAAAGCAAGCACAGUGUGCAGAGAUGGCAAUUUCAGUGGAAGCGCGAGGGACAAAAUGUUUCUGUCUUGGCAAACACACGAAGGCUUGCAGAUCACUGUGUAUUUAGUCAUUGAAGAUACUAGGUUCCUCCUAACCAGUAGAAUGAAGCUUGUUCUCACUAGCCGCUUUAACCAGGAUGUCAUUGAAGAAUAUUUCAGUAGACAACGGGUCGUCAUAGUGACAAUCCUGAUAUGUGAAUGUUGGGGUACAAGGAUAACACAAUCAGAAUACAAAGGUCAAUCGUACCUGUUAAAGGAAACACAAGAGGAGGACAAUAUUAAAAAAGACAUGGUCAAUUGUAGAUGAAGCAAAAUUAGCUAAAAAAACCUCUCUUGUUCUCUGGCGAGCAAGAGAACAACAAUGUCUGCAGAAGCAACAGAGAGUUCUAUGUCGACUAACUUUUGAGGUCUCCAUUCUGUUGCUUGUAAUCGAUAUUUAGACAAAUUGAAAUAUGCGAGGGGCACAAAGUGUUAACCGGACCCGUAUCAGUUAAGUUUUGGCUGGUCAGACAGUCCAAGGAACUGCCCUGACAUUACUUUUGGUGAUAUUUUCAUGUAUCUGAUA
Messenger RNA from Rhopilema esculentum, 11560 nucleotides. The record is from RefSeq and is a predicted model, not a curated record. NCBI's taxonomy places the organism in Eukaryota, Metazoa, Cnidaria, Scyphozoa, Rhizostomeae, Rhizostomatidae.